Molecule: messenger RNA, 1764 nt
Organism: Carassius auratus (goldfish)
Lineage: Eukaryota; Metazoa; Chordata; Actinopteri; Cypriniformes; Cyprinidae
Product: myb-like protein X
Exons: 6
Source: RefSeq, a predicted model, not a curated record
AUGAGAUGCAGAUGUGAGAUGGAACAUGAGGUAAAUGAGGACACAAAUAUGGACGUACAGGAGGUGAUGGGAGAUACUGCAACUGAGCAUUUAAAUGAUUCACUGCGGCAGACUCAAGGAAAGGAAGAUGAACAGGACAAUGAGGAAGAGGAGGAAACCAACAAAGAUGAGAAUGAAGAAAAGAACAAAGAUGGAGAACAAGGAAUGGAGACGGGAGAAGGAGUAGACAAAGAGGAAAUAAAUCUGAUUAACAAAGACUUUUCUAAGGAAAAGGAAGAAGUGGACACGACUGGGAUGGACUAUGAAAAAGGUCAAGAAAAGGAUGAGGAUAAGGGAAUGAAGAUACUGCCGGAGGUAAAGUUUCCAAAAGAAGUGACAUCUUUGCCAUAUAAUACCAGGUUCAUGACUGAAGAAGGAGUGCAGUACUACAGAGUGAUUCAUGACAACCAAUUGAAGACAUGCAGGAUCUGUGGGCAUUAUGCGCGGGACUGCAAAGUCCCACGGUGCCAAGGCUGCGACAAAGCAAUCAUGAGAUGCAGAUGUGAGAUGGAACAUGAGGUAAAUGAGGACACAAAUAUGGACGUACAGGAGGUGAUGGGAGAUACUGCAACUGAGCAUUUAAAUGAUUCACUGCGGCAGACUCAAGGAAAGGAAGAUGAACAGGACAAUGAGGAAGAGGAGGAAACCAACAAAGAUGAGAAUGAAGAAAAGAACAAAGAUGGAGAACAAGGAAUGGAGACGGGAGAAGGAGUAGACAAAGAGGAAAUAAAUCUGAUUAACAAAGACUUUUCUAAGGAAAAGGAAGAAGUGGACACGACUGGGAUGGACUAUGAAAAAGGUCAAGAAAAGGAUGAGGAUAAGGGAAUGAAGAUACUGCCGGAGGAGGUGAUGGGAGAUACUGCAACUGAGCAUUUAAAUGAUUCACUGCGGCAGACUCAAGGAAAGGAAGAUGAACAGGACAAUGAGGAAGAGGAGGAAACCAACAAAGAUGAGAAUGAAGAAAAGAACAAAGAUGGAGAACAAGGAAUGGAGACGGGAGAAGGAGUAGACAAAGAGGAAAUAAAUCUGAUUAACAAAGACUUUUCUAAGGAAAAGGAAGAAGUGGACACGACUGGGAUGGACUAUGAAAAAGGUCAAGAAAAGGAUGAGGAUAAGGGAAUGAAGAUACUGCCGGAGGAGGUGAUGGGAGAUACUGCAACUGAGCAUUUAAAUGAUUCACUGCGGCAGACUCAAGGAAAGGAAGAUGAACAGGACAAUGAGGAAGAGGAGGAAACCAACAAAGAUGAGAAUGAAGAAAAGAACAAAGAUGGAGAACAAGGAAUGGAGACGGGAGAAGGAGUAGACAAAGAGGAAAUAAAUCUGAUUAACAAAGACUUUUCUAAGGAAAAGGAAGAAGUGGACACGACUGGGAUGGACUAUGAAAAAGGUCAAGAAAAGGAUGAGGAUAAGGGAAUGAAGAUACUGCCGGAGGAGGUGAUGGGAGAUACUGCAACUGAGCAUUUAAAUGAUUCAAUGCGGCAGACUCAAGGAAAGGAAGAUGAACAGGACAAUGAGGAAGAGGAGGAAACCAACAAAGAUGAGAAUGAAGAAAAGAACAAAGAUGGAGAACAAGGAAUGGAGACGGGAGAAGGAGUAGACAAAGAGGAAAUAAAUCUGAUUAACAAAGACUUUUCUAAGGAAAAGGAAGAAGUGGACACGACUGGGAUGGACUAUGAAAAAGGUCAAGAAAAGGAUGAGGAUAAGGGAAUGAAGAUACUGCCGGAG